AAAUACGAUUAUCUGGUCCCACGUGCUGAUACACAAAAACGUGCCGAACAAGAGGCUGCGGAUAAACGUGCGGCGACGAUUACUGUAGAUUCGACGAUGCGGGCGGUUCGGGAAAGGAUCACACAGCGGGAACUUAAUUACGAUUAUCUGGUCCCACGUGCUGAUACACAAAAACGUGCCGAACAAGAGGCUGCGGAUAAACGUGCGGCGACGAUUACUGUAGAUUCGACGAUGCGGGCGGUUCGGGAAAGGAUCACACCGCGGGAACUUAAUUACGAUUAUCUGGUUCCACGUGCUGAUACACAAAAACAUGCCGAACAAGAGGCUGCGGAUAAACGUGCGGCGACGAUUACUGUAGAUUCGACGAUGCGGGCGGUUCGGGAAAGGAUCACACAGCGGGAACUUAAUUACGAUUAUCUGGUUCCACGUGCUGAUACACAAAAACAUGCCGAACAAGAGGCUGCGGAUAAACGUGCGGCGACGAUUACUGUAGAUUCGACGAUGCGGGCGGUUCGGGAAAGGAUCACACAGCGGGAACUUGUACGAAAAGUGGAAAAUGAUACGCCAAAGAAAAGUGCACUGAUUUUUGAUAUUCGAUUAAAUAUAUCUCGCGAAAUGAUACCUGAAAAAAUCGUUCAUUUUGAAGCUGUUGAAAUUGCACCUCAAGCACCAAACGAAAGGUUUGCAAAUCCCGCCCAAAAAGUAGGCUCCGGAUUUUCAACUACUGCUAAGAAACCAGAACCUAUUGUUGGAACUGGAUUCUCGUUGGCUUCGAGAACGGAAUCGCCAAAACCAAAUUCGACGGUCGUAGGAAAGAGAUUCCAACGGCCUCAAACUCCAAAACAAAAUACAAAAGUGGUGGGAAGCGGAUUCCCAUCUCCACAAAAACAGGUAACCCCGGCAAACAACAAUAAAGUUGCUGGCUCGGGAUUUCCUAAACCUCCCAAAAAGGAGGAAAAAAUCGUUGGUACUGGAUUCCAACCACCGAAAAAAGAUAAAAACUCUGAAAAGCAAGGACAAAUUGUUGGCGAAGGAUUUACGACUUCGCAAACAAAAGAGGAAAAGCAGCGGGCCGUUGUCACAAGAAUUGACGAAAAACGACCUGGUUUAUAUUACUUGUGGAAUCUCGAUUCAAAAACUGAAGGAUUGUUCAAAACUACAAAGUAUGUUUUGGCACUGGGUCAUCACUUUGAAGGAACUUUCCAGAAACAGGAAGAUGGAAGAUGUGUUUGUAAAGAGUACAUAAGACAAAUAACUGAGCUUUUGCACGGCGGCAUCAAUGAUAAAGAGAAACUUUUUUUGACGGUUAAAAUAACCAAAUUUACACCGGCAGGAGUCAAUCAAAAAUUCUCAACUGGAACAGCAAAGUACAUCGGAGAAUUGCUGGAAGGACGCACUGAUGAAACUAAAUUAACUGCUGGAUGCAUAGGAAAAACCGUCAAGAUUGAACGCCGUAGAGUUGGAGAGAAGGACUAUGUUUGGAUGGUUACCAAGAUUUUGUAACUAGUUACAAUAUGAAUAUCAACAUUUCUAACUAACUUCAAUUCCUUUUUUGACUUUUGAUUCUGAAUUUAUUGUGUUUUAAGGCAACAUUCUAUUUUCCGGAAUUUAUUUAUGUUUGUUUUUUCAUGUUUAAUUGUGAAAGUAAGCGAUUUUUCAACCUCGUCAAUCUUUUCUAUAUUUAAAAAAUGAAUUAAGUUAAUCAA
This is a messenger RNA of Caenorhabditis elegans, 1706 nucleotides long. It is a transcript of the gene E02H9.3, whose product is annotated as Peptidase M23. The record is from RefSeq and is marked reviewed. The transcript has 7 exons. Lineage: Eukaryota; Metazoa; Nematoda; Chromadorea; Rhabditida; Rhabditidae. Bases 97 to 1503 code for a protein of 468 amino acids.